AUGGGCUUCUUCGACUUUGACUCGGCCUCGGUGAUCUCGGGCAAGUCCUCCCACUCGCGCCGCCACUCUUCGCAUCACAAGAAACACAAGCACCGCUCGCGGUCUCGCUCCUCGUCCCGCAGCAAGCGACACAGCGCGCCCAGCAUCGCCGCCUCCAUCUUCGGAGGCGACGACUACAAGAAACACAAUUCGUCCAGGUCUUCCUUCUUCGGGAUCCCCAAUGCGUCGCGGUCCUCCUUCUUCGGCUUCGGAGGCCGAAGCCCGUCCUACUACAAACGCUCCCCGCGCACGUCCUUCCUCCAAAAGACGCUCAAGCAGGUCAAACGCCUCUGGCGGGACCUGGUCUACUACGCGAAGAAGCACCCGUACAAGGUCGUCGCGCUCGUCAUCAUGCCCCUGAUCACAGGGGGAUUCCUGACGGCCCUCCUGGCGCGCUUCGGCCUCCGCCUGCCGCCCGGCAUCGAGCGCAUGAUUGGCAUCGGCGCCAAGGCCGCUCAGGGCGACUCAAUCGGCCUCGUCGGCGAGGCCAUGCGCAUGGCCUCCAACGGGCUCGGCAGCCGCGGCGGCUCCGUCAACAUUGAGAGGGGCUACGACGGCGGCAUGCAAUGGGAGAGGAGGAGCGUCGAGCGGGACGGCGGCGGCGGCGGCUGGACCGACGGGCUCAUCAGCGGCGUAGCCAAGAUGUUCGUCUAA
Messenger RNA from Colletotrichum truncatum, 693 nucleotides. RefSeq lists its product as uncharacterized. NCBI's taxonomy places the organism in Eukaryota, Fungi, Ascomycota, Sordariomycetes, Glomerellales, Glomerellaceae. The record is from RefSeq and is a predicted model, not a curated record.